AUGGCGCCCCGUGAGAAGAGCCAAUUGAAGCGUCUUCGAGUGAGUCUGCUUCUCGCCCCUGCCCACCACUGCUGGUCCGUUCUUAACCGUGCUCUCCGCCUCCAGGGUUCGCUGCCAGACAACGAAACAGAGUCCAAGAAACCUCGACGCUCCGAGAGGCUCUCCGUCAACGACCCAGACAAGACGCCCGUCUCGCACAAAGGCCAUCUCCCCUCCCCCGUCACCCACACCACCGAGCCGGACGCCAACGACCGCCACAAGUCGCCGACCGCCACGCCGCCGGAAGGCCGCCCCAGCCAGGUGAAUCCGCGCGAGGAGACCCCCGUGCAGGCCAACAUCCUGUCGUCACCACCGCAAGACACACAGGCCUUCUCGCAGUACCCGCCCGAGACCAAGGACAGCCUGUCGGACGAUGUAGAGGACGAGGUGAAGGAGGGCGUCUGGGGCUACCUGUUCCCCCUCGAUACCAAGUAUGGCCGAUCGCUGGUCAUGAAGAAGCGGACGGCGUGCCCCAUGCCCGACACGGUGGCGGACAAGGUGUCAGAUGAGGAUCGGAAGGGCAAGUCACCUGCGCGCAAAGAGGAGGAGGCCUACGAGAAGACCAAGAUCAAGGGUAUCGCGUCAGGGGGCUACCUGAUCGGCCGACACCCUGAGUGUGACAUUGUCAUUGAUGACCCGAUCGUGUCCAACCGCCACUGUCUUCUCUUCAUAGAGAACAAGGGCGGCGACACGGUGGCCAUCGUCGAAGAUCUGUCCAGCAACGGCACCUUUGUCAACGAGGCCAUUGUCGGCAGAAACCAGAGGAGAGAACUCCGCGAACAGGAUGAGAUUGCUGUCCUUGACAAAGCUCGUUUCAUCUUCAGAUACCCGAAGAGCCGGCAGACGAGCCCUUUCCACCAGUCUUACACACUGCUGCAGAAGCUGGGCAAGGGUCACUUUGCCGAGGUGUUCCUUUGCGUUGAGAAGUCCACAGGUCAACAGUACGCCGUCAAGGUCUUCAGCAAAACACCAGGCAUGGAAGAACGUUCGAAGCAGGAGGGGCUCCAACAAGAAAUAGCAGUUCUCAUGGGGGUCAGUCACCCGAACGUUCUCUGCCUCAAGGACACGUUCAACGAGCGUAAUGCGGUCUACCUCGUUUUGGAGCUGGCGCCCGAGGGAGAGCUGUUCAACUUUAUCGUCAUGAAGCAGAAGGUCUCUGAGGAUGAGACGCGGAAGCUUUUCAAGCAGCUGUUCCAGGGGAUCAAGUACUUGGAGUUCCCGUACACUCUUUCCCAGCAGAUCAAGAGUGGGCGUUUCGACUAUCCCUCGCCUUACUGGGACUCUGUCGGCGACCCAGCACUCGAUCUCAUUGACUCGAUGCUCGUUGUCAAUGUCGAGCGCAGGUUCACCAUCGAUCAAUGCCUGUCUCACCCCUGGCUGACACACGGUACGCCUGCCGUCAACGAUAGUACCGAUGGCCUGGUGGGUGGCAUCAGAGGCCUGGAGGUCCAUCGCCGCGGAGUUGUUCGGGAGCGAACACUGCUGAGCUCGCUGAACUCGGUCGAAGUCACGGCCAAGAUUCCAGCGAACAAGCAUUCGAACCACGUCAAGGUCUUCGCAAAGAAUGCCCACAAGGCCAAGGCGGCGGCGAAAGAAUCCGGUCCUGCUCAUAACCGAGGCGCUGGUGAGUUCAUGGAGAUGGGCGGCAAAGGUGACCAAGACCUUUUCGCGAACGACGGUAACAGUGUCUACUCCAAAACAGAACUAGCGAGUGACAAGACGAAGAACAAGAGUCGGCGAUGA
Messenger RNA from Verticillium alfalfae VaMs.102, 1782 nucleotides. RefSeq names its product forkhead-associated domain-containing protein kinase. Lineage: Eukaryota; Fungi; Ascomycota; Sordariomycetes; Glomerellales; Plectosphaerellaceae. The transcript is spliced from 4 exons. Gene Ontology annotation, molecular function: ATP binding; protein serine/threonine kinase activity; protein binding. Gene Ontology annotation, biological process: protein phosphorylation; mitotic DNA damage checkpoint signaling. Gene Ontology annotation, cellular component: nucleus. Bases 1 to 1782 code for a protein of 593 amino acids. The record is from RefSeq and is a predicted model, not a curated record.